Messenger RNA from Lachancea nothofagi CBS 11611, 1572 nucleotides. NCBI's taxonomy places the organism in Eukaryota, Fungi, Ascomycota, Saccharomycetes, Saccharomycetales, Saccharomycetaceae. The record is from the annotation of a GenBank genome assembly.
AUGACAGCCGAACAGAAGGUCAAUAAGUCAAUUCCAAUCACUCUUCUUUCGGGGUUCCUUGGAUCUGGAAAGACGACGCUUAUGGAGAAAAUCCUGACAGCAAAUCACGGUUAUAGAAUUGCCGUCAUCAUUAAUGACAUGUCAGAAUUGAAUGUGGACACUGCUUUGAUUAAGGACCAUAAGGUCUGUCAAAAGGAGGAGAAACUAAUCCAGCUUCAAAACGGAUGUAUCUGCUGUACUCUUCGUGGAGAAUUGUUGGAAGAAUUGGUGCGCAUUGGCGAGCGCGGAGAAAUUAACUACAUUGUCAUCGAAUCAACCCGUAUCGCUGAGCCUAUGCAAGUAGCGGAAACGUUCGCACAAGAGUUUUCAGACAUAUUGCUAGACACACCAGCCGGCAUUCCUGAAGAAGAAGAAAUUCUAUUGAAAAAAGUUUCUGAGAUGGGUGGUUUACAAGCUAUUGCCAAGAUCGACACAUGUGUCACUGUUGUCAAUGCUUUGAAUUUCCUUUCUAACGUCAACACUGCCCAAUUUUUGGCCGACAGGUGGGGUGAAUCAGGACAAGGCGAAUCUGAACGAACUAUCACCGAUUUGUUGGUGGAUCAAAUUGAGUUUGCCAACGUCAUCAUCGUCAACAAAAAGGGACUGGUAAACAAGAAAAAGCUGCAAAAAAUCAAGAAGAUGAUCACAGCUUUGAACCCGAUUUGCAGAAUUGUCACCUCGAACUAUUGUAGCAUCUCAUUAGACUCGGUACUAAAUACCGCACUCUAUCAUUUUGAAAAAGCAUCUAUGUCAGCUGGAUGGUUACAGAGUAUCAACGAAAUGACAGUUCGCGAAGGUUUCGGCGACAAAACGAAGAGCGUAUUGACUCCUAAGCCGGAAACAGAAGAAUAUGGUGUCAAUAAUUUUGUUUAUCGCCAAAGAAGACCCUUCCACCCUGAGAGGCUCUAUCAUAUGAUUAAUGACAACUUCUUCGUAAUUGAGCAGACAAGAGUCGAUGAAGCUGAGGAACAAGAUGACAAUGAAGAAUCACAAGAUGAAGACGAUAAUGAGGAAGAUAAAGGCGAAGAUAAGGAAACUAAUAAAGUCGGUGAUGAAGAUGAUGAGGUAAACGAAAGUGGUGAGGAAGUUGAGGAACUUUCGGAAGAUCAGAUCAAUAGGAACAGAGCCAGUUCUCCCUUCGGAGCACUACUGCGCUCCAAGGGUUUCUUCUGGCUGGCAACCAGGUUUGUUGUCAGGGGAGAAUGGUCCAGCGCUGGUUCAAUGUCGACAAUCAAGGGUGGUCUACCUUGGUUUGCAAUCUCAGGAUUAAAAUAUGUUCCACCAGAAGCUAUUGAGCUUGUUAAAAAAGACUACGAAGGCCCAUUCAGUGAUCGUCGUAACGAAUUGGUUUUUAUUGGCUUAAGCCUAAAUGUGAAAGCUCUAACUGAGGUUUUAGAUAAUUGUUUAUUGAAUGACAAAGAGUUUGAUCUUUUAAAGAAAAUAACCGACAAACACAAUGACCUGGGAGCUGAUAAAGAGCUGGCAAAGGUUUGGGAUGACGAUUUGGAAGACUGGAUGAUUUUGGAAACUUAG